Messenger RNA from Trichoderma aggressivum f. europaeum, 1962 nucleotides. RefSeq lists its product as uncharacterized. The coding region runs from base 1 to 1962 and encodes 653 amino acids. Gene Ontology annotation, biological process: error-prone translesion synthesis; response to radiation. Gene Ontology annotation, cellular component: site of double-strand break; replication fork; nucleus. The record is from RefSeq and is a predicted model, not a curated record. The transcript has 2 exons. Gene Ontology annotation, molecular function: damaged DNA binding; DNA-directed DNA polymerase activity. NCBI's taxonomy places the organism in Eukaryota, Fungi, Ascomycota, Sordariomycetes, Hypocreales, Hypocreaceae.
AUGCCAUCGUCAUCGCCCGGCAGCGGCGCAUCUUCGCCGUUGCGUCAUGCCCGCCGUUCACGCUUCACAUAUCGGCAGCUUGCCCAGAUGGCGACUUAUAGCACAUCCACUCCUCUGCGUGUUGUUGCCCACAUAGACCUCGACGCGUUCUAUGCACAGUGCGAGAUGAUUCGACUCGGUGUCCCGGAGGACAAGCCCCUCGCCGUGCAGCAGUGGCAAGGUCUCAUUGCCGUCAACUAUCCCGCAAGGAAGUGGGAGAUUGGACGCCACUGCAACAUCGCCGAGGCCAAGAAACUGUGCCCGGAAUUGAUUGCCCAGCACGUCGCCACCUGGAGAGAAGGCGAUGACAAGUGGGCGUAUCGAGACGAUGCAGCUGCAAAUAUUGCUACCGACAAGGUGUCUCUCGACCCCUAUCGCUUGCAAUCCAGGAAAAUUCUCGCCCUCAUCAAGGACUCCCUGCCAACAGACCUUCAAAGAGUUGAAAAGGCAAGCAUCGACGAAGUUUUCCUGGACCUCUCGGCUCACAUCCACUCGGAACUGCUGCGCCGCUUUCCAGAGCUUUCAAAUCCGCCUCCAUCCGGCGAUGCGGCUGAAAGUCUCCCUUUUCCGUCUGCUGCUGCGCUCGACUGGCGGGACGACAACCUCGUUACUCUUGAGGAGGACCAAGAAGCCCUCGAUCCAGACUGGGAUGACGUAGUCGUACUGAUGGGCUCUGAGAUUAUUCGCCAUGUUCGCGCACAAAUACGUGGAAAGCUGGGAUAUACCUGUUCUGCAGGCAUAGCGAAUAACAAGCUGAUCAGCAAGCUAGGCUCGGCCUUCAAGAAGCCCAACGCUCAAACAGUUGUACGCAGCCGAGCGGUGCUGCCAUUCCUGACGGCCAUCAAAGUCACCAAGAUGCGGAACCUCGGCGGCAAGCUAGGGGAUCAAGUUGUUUCUACGUUUGGCACGGAAAGCGUCAAGGAGCUGCGCGAUAUCCCGUUGGGCCAGUUCAAGGCGAGACUCGGCGAAGAAACCGCCGUUUGGCUCUACAACACCAUCAGGGGAACCGACCACAGCGAGGUGAACUCGCGGACUCAAAUCAAAUCUAUGCUCUCGGCCAAGUCAUUCCGGCCCUCCAUCAAGGCUCCCGAACAGGCAACCAAGUGGCUCAGGAUUUUUGCGGGCGACAUCUAUUCCCGCCUGGUUGAAGAAGGCAUACUGGAGCACAAGCGGUGGCCGCGCACAAUCAAUCUUCACCAUCGCCACGCCGGCCAGACGCGAAGCAAGUCAAGCUCCAUCUCAUCAGGCAAGGCUCUGGAUGAGCAAGCCCUCUUCGCCCUUGCCGAGGAGCUGCUACACCAGAUCAUCGCCGAAGGAGACGUCUGGCCCUGUUCCAACUUGAGCCUGAGUGUUGGCGGAUUCGAGGAAGGCGUCAAAAACAACAUGGGCAUUGGUGCCUUUUUCAAGAAGAGGGAUGAAACGCCUCCGCUGCGUUCUUUUGAUACCGUGCCUGAAAGUUCGUCUACGGAACAACAGAGCAAGAAGCCCCGGCUUGAUAAACCUAGCAUCCAGCGAUUUUUCCAUAAGCGACCUGCUGGUGACCGAGAUUCGUUCCAUGUCAAGGAGAGCCUCGACGCCAACCGGCCACAGCCCAACGGCGCCAGCUUUCCCCAGCUCGAUCAAGAAACGAAUGGCUCGGAGAUAUUCAGUCACGAGACACCAGGGUCAGGGGAUUCAGUCCAUUUCACAGGCCUAACCUGCCCUAGAUGCAGAGCUAGCUUUGGCGACGACAUGUCAUUCCAAAGCCACCAAGACUGGCAUUUCGCCAAAGACAUCCAGGACGGUGAACGUCUCAAGCCCACAUUUGCUGGGCAGCCAGCCGCUUCCCGAGGCCAUACACCAAAGAGCUCUGGCCCUGCUUCUAAACGCGGGCGGGGAGGCUCAAAGCUUGAGCAAGGGCAAAGUAGGCUCACGUUUGGGUGA